Molecule: messenger RNA, 1547 nt
Organism: Kogia breviceps (pygmy sperm whale)
Lineage: Eukaryota; Metazoa; Chordata; Mammalia; Artiodactyla; Physeteridae
Gene: CYP21A2
Product: cytochrome P450 family 21 subfamily A member 2
Biological process (GO): progesterone metabolic process; hormone biosynthetic process
Molecular function (GO): steroid 17-alpha-monooxygenase activity; iron ion binding; heme binding
Source: RefSeq, a predicted model, not a curated record
CUCAAGAGCUCCAAGUGGCCAGGCUUGGGGCCCUGCCUGCGUCUCUAGCCAUGGUACUCGUAGGGCUGCUGCUGCUGCCCCUGCUAGUCGGCGCUUGCCUGCUGUGGGGCCGGUGGAAACUCAGGAGCCUCCACCUCCCACCUCUCGUCCCGGGCUUCCUGCACCUGCUGCAGCCCAACCUCCCCAUCUAUCUGCUUAGCCUGACUCAGAAACUCGGGCCCAUCUACAGGCUCCGCCUCGGGCUGCAAGAUGUGGUGGUGCUGAACUCCAAGAGGACCAUUGAGGAGGCCCUGAUCAGGAAGUGGGUGGACUUUGCCGGCAGACCCCAGAUACCGUCCUACCAGCUGGUGUCUCAGCACUGCCGGGACAUCUCACUAGGGGACUACUCCGUGCUCUGGAAGGCCCACAAGAAACUCACGCGCUCAGCCCUGCUGCUGGGCGUCCGCAGCUCCAUGGAGCCCCGGGUGGAGCAGCUGACCCAGGAGUUCUGUGAGCGCAUGAAAGCCCAGGCUGGCGCCCCCGUGACCAUCCAGAAGGAAUUCUCUCUCCUCACCUGCAGCAUCAUCUGUUACCUCACCUUUGGAGACAAGGAGGACACCUUAGUACAUGCCUUUCACGACUGUGUCCAGGACUUGAUGAAAACCUGGGACCACUGGUCCAUCCAAAUUUUGGACAUGGUUCCCUUUCUCAGGUUCUUCCCCAACCCCGGGCUCUGGAGGCUGAAGCAGGCCAUGGAGAACAGGGACCACAUUGUAGAGAAGCAGCUGAGGCAGCACAAGGAGAGCAUGGUGGCCGGCCAGUGGAGGGACAUGACUGACUACAUGCUCCAGGGGAUGGGGAACCAAAGAGUGGAAGAGGGCCCCGGGCAGCUCCUUGAAGGGCACGUGCAUAUGUCCGUGGUGGACCUUUUCAUCGGUGGCACUGAGACCACGGCAAACACCCUUUCCUGGGCUGUGGCGUUCCUGCUUCACCACCCUGAGAUUCAGCGGCGACUGCAGGAGGAGUUGGAUCGCGAGCUGGGCCCCGGGGCCUCGGGCUCCCGAAUCCCAUACAAGGACCGCGCUCGGCUGCCCUUGCUCAACGCUACCAUCGCUGAGGUGCUGCGCCUGCGGCCCGUCGUGCCCCUGGCCUUGCCGCACCGCGCCACGCGGGCUAGCAGCAUCUUCGGCUACGACAUCCCCGAGGGCACGGUUGUCAUCCCCAACCUCCAAGGUGCCCACCUGGACGAGACUGUGUGGGAGCGGCCGCACGAGUUCCGGCCGGACCGCUUCCUGGACCCGGGCGCGAACCCCAGCGCGCUGGCCUUUGGCUGCGGGGCGCGGGUGUGCCUGGGCGAGCCGCUGGCGCGCCUCGAGCUCUUCGUGGUGCUGGGGCAACUGCUGCAGGCCUUCACGCUGCUGUCGCCCGCGGGCGCCCUGCCCUCGCUGCAGCCCCAUCCCUACUGCGGCGUCAACCUCAAGAUUCAGCCUUUCCAGGUGCGGCUGCAGCCCCGGGGGCGCGGAGGCCGGGGCGUGGGCGAGCGCCAAUGACCAGUGACGGGGCCAGGA